AUGGUCUUGCUUCAGAUAGAAGCGCCCUGGCUGCGAUGCGGUGAAGCCUUGGGCCGUCGACUAGCAAAAGCCCGACAGUUCAAUGAUCUGCUCUGUGGGCAUCCCGAGAGACACCGAGAGUUCUCCCUGCUCCAUUGGCGCACAUCCAUCUCAAGUUGUUCACGCAUAAAGGCUCUAGGCAUGUUCAAGGAAUCGUGCGUCGACAGUGCUCUCAAGUGA
This is a messenger RNA of Uncinocarpus reesii 1704, 219 nucleotides long. RefSeq lists its product as uncharacterized. NCBI's taxonomy places the organism in Eukaryota, Fungi, Ascomycota, Eurotiomycetes, Onygenales, Onygenaceae. The record is from RefSeq and is a predicted model, not a curated record. The coding region runs from base 1 to 219 and encodes 72 amino acids. The transcript is spliced from 2 exons.